This is a messenger RNA of Coregonus clupeaformis (lake whitefish), 1141 nucleotides long. RefSeq names its product GTP cyclohydrolase 1 feedback regulatory protein. Gene Ontology annotation, molecular function: GTP cyclohydrolase binding. Gene Ontology annotation, biological process: negative regulation of biosynthetic process. NCBI's taxonomy places the organism in Eukaryota, Metazoa, Chordata, Actinopteri, Salmoniformes, Salmonidae. Gene Ontology annotation, cellular component: cytoplasm; nucleus. The record is from RefSeq and is a predicted model, not a curated record. The transcript is spliced from 3 exons. Bases 133 to 393 code for a protein of 86 amino acids.
GCAUUCUGUUGUGAGCUGUCAGUGCGAGUGUCAGUGCGAGUCCCCCCUUGGAAAGGGGACUGUCGUGUCUCUUAAGUAACUAUCUCAUCAUCCAUUCCCGGGGGACUACCCGUUAAACGGUUGUGAUCCAGGAUGCCCUAUGUACUCGUUAGUACUCAGAUCCGGCUGGAGACUGGGCCGACCAUGGUAGGAGAUGUAUACUCUGACCCAGCAAUAAUGAACUACCUGGGAGCCACGAAAACCACCAUGCUGGGGAACAAUUUCUCGGAGUACCACGUAGACGACCCUCCGCGGUUGGUGUUGGACAAGUUGGAGAAGAUUGGCUUCCGUGUGGUGACGAUGACGGGCGUGGGACAAACACUGGUGUGGUGCAUGCACAAGGAGACUGAGUGACCUGACUGUGGAUCAAGGACACUCAUAGCGUGUCUUGGGCCACAUGGUAGUGGUGGUGGUGGUGGUGGUGGUAGUGUCCUCUGUCCAAUGAGGAGCCACAGAGCUAAAACCUAUACUGUACAUACUACAUUACAAAUCAAGGAUGGAUUCUAUACAUUAAUUCUGCUACUGUUCUCUGUGAUGUAAUGGUCUUUUCUCUCUUCCAUUCAUUUUGUUUUUAGCAAGGGGUGCAGAUUACUGAAUUUUGGAUGACGAGCAAUUCGACAGAUCGUUAUUUGCCCCGUUAGCAAAUGUGUGAAUUUGUAUAAUGAUGCUACUUGUCAAAAAUCUUUUGUACUGAUGGAGCAGCUACCAAAUAUAUAUGUGUAGUGGCUUGUUCAUAAUCUGUCAUAGCAAUGGGUUUACAGACUUCAGGGAAAUAGGACAAUGUCAAGAAAAGUACAUUCCAGAGAGGAUUACAGCUCAAAUGACCAUAUCCUCAAGAUUCCUUUUCCAUGAGUAUGGAGGGUAGUUCAUUUCAUUGCAAUUCGUUACUAUCUGUAACUGAAUCUGAAUGUCAAGAGUACGAUGAUGAAUCAGUUCCACAGUAUUACUUUGCUUUUAGGCCAAGCAAAUAUACCUUUUACCAGCAUGGAAACAUUCCUUUAUCCUUACUCCAAUUCCAUUAGAUUAGAAAUCAAAUCAAUUUUUAUUUGUCACAUGCUCAGUAAACAGGUGUAGACUUAAUAGUGAAAUGCUUACUUACGGG